Molecule: messenger RNA, 7146 nt
Organism: Caretta caretta (loggerhead turtle)
Lineage: Eukaryota; Metazoa; Chordata; Testudines; Cheloniidae
Gene: CTNND2
Product: catenin delta 2
Biological process (GO): dendritic spine morphogenesis; cell-cell adhesion
Cellular component (GO): plasma membrane; nucleus; postsynaptic density
Molecular function (GO): protein binding
Source: RefSeq, a predicted model, not a curated record
CGCAGCCGCCCGCCCCAGCCGGGCUCAUCAGGCGCGCGCUCCUGCCGGAGAGGGGAGGAGAAGGGAGCGCAGCGGCAGCUGUGACUGUAUCGUCUCCAGCCACAGCCGGCGGCGGAUGUGCCAAGCAGCAGCCGCUGCCCCGGAACGCGGCUGCUGAGCCUGGCAGAGCCCCGGAGGAGGGGGGGACGCCACAGACUGAGCCAGAGACUUUGCCUCCCUAGAAGAGGCGGUGGAUGUGGAGCCAGCCGCUCCCCUCGCAGCCGCCGCCGCCACCAGGCAGUUGUCCCACGGCAGUACCACAACACAAAGCGAAGGAUGCUGCAGCUGGGCAAGGUCAGGACCUUGCACUGAAGCCCGGGGGCGCCGCACACACCUUCCCCACCGGAUUGAGGAUUUGCCUUUUAUUUGCUGUGUAUGCCUGGGAAAAAGCAGGCAGGGUCGACGCCGUUCGGUCACCAUUACGUGAUUUUUAUACAGCUGUUGCCACUUUGAGAAUAGUUUCCAUGGUAGUCCUGCAUGGAUACACUAGAGAGAGAAGAGGGAACAGGAGCUAUGCCUGUGCCAGACCAGCCCUCAUCUUCUGACAAGACAAGUUCCCUUAGCCCUGUGCUGAAUACAUCCAAUGGGGAUGGUUCUGAAACAGAGACAACCUCUGCUAUUCUAGCUUCAGUUAAGGAACAGGAGCUGCAGUUUGAGAGACUGACUCGAGAACUUGAGGCUGAACGCCAGAUUGUAGCCAGCCAACUGGAGAGAUGUAAGCUUGGAUCAGAGACUGGAAGCAUGAGCAGCAUUAGUUCAACAGAAGAGCAGUUUCAUUGGCAAACGCAAGACGGUCAGAAGGAUAUAGAGGAUGAGCUCACAACUGGUCUCGAGCUGGUGGACUCCUGUAUUAGAUCACUGCAGGAGUCAGGAAUACUUGAUCCACAGGACUAUUCAACUACUGAAAGGCCCAGCCUUCUAUCCCAGAGUGCACUUCAGCUCAAUUCCAAACCUGAAGGGUCUUUCCAGUAUUCAGCGAGCUACCAUAGCAACCAGACCCUUGCCCUGGGUGAAACAGCAACAUCACAGCUCCCAUCCCGCAGCAGUCAAGCCAGAGCUGCCAUUCAGAGCUACAGCCAGGGCACAACUAGUCGAGCAGCCCAUUUAGCUGGAUCUGAACCUUCUCAGUCAAGAGAGUCCUUUGUGCCAAGCCAUGGGAGCGCGUUCCAUUUGCCUGAUUCCCAGCAUUCUUCUACACUUUAUUACUCCAGCUCCACUCUGCCAGCCCAGAGAGUGAGCUCCCCGCUGUCCAUGCAGCAGGUGGGCUCUCCAACCAAGCUCCAGCGGGUGGGUUCAGCAUCGGAGAGCGCUGGAUACAGCACCACGCAGCGGGUCUCUUCUCCCAAGCAGUCUCCAAGCCGGCUAGCCAAGUCUUACAGCACCAGCUCACCAAUCAAUAUUGUUGUGUCUUCAGCUGGACUUUCUCCUUCCCCAAUUCGUGUGACGUCUCCACCCACCAUCCAGUCUAAUAUUUCCUCCUCUCCUAUACAUCAGCUAAGCUCCACCAUUGGCACUUAUGCUACUCUGUCUCCUACCAAACGGCUGGUCCACACAUCAGAUCAGUACAGCAAGCAUUCCCAGGAGCUAUAUGCCACUGCUACCCUACAGAGGCCUGGCACCCUAGCAGCUGGGUCUCGGGCAUCUUACAGCAGCCAGCACAGCCACCUUGGCUCUGAAUUAAGGGCACUGCAGUCUCCAGAGCACCAUAUAGAUCCUAUUUACGAAGAUAGAGUGUAUCAGAAGCCCCCUAUGAGGAGUCUCAGCCAGAGUCAGGGGGACCCUCUGCAACCAGCACAUACAGGCACUUACCGCACUAGCACGGCCCCAUCUUCCCCUGGUGUCGACUCCGUACCCUUACAGCGCACAGGCAGUCAGCACGGCACACAGAACGCAACAUCGACCUUCCAGAGGGCCAGCUAUGCUGCAGGCCCAGCCUCCAAUUACGCAGACCCCUACCGACAGCUGCAGUAUUGUCCUUCUGUUGAAUCACCAUACAGCAAAUCUGGGCCAGCCAUCCCACCUGAAGGGACCUUGGCUAGGUCACCUUCCAUUGAUAGCAUUCAGAAAGAUCCCAGAGAGUUUGGAUGGAGAGAUCCAGAACUUCCUGAAGUUAUACAGAUGUUACAGCAUCAGUUCCCUUCAGUACAGUCCAAUGCUGCAGCCUACUUGCAGCAUCUCUGUUUUGGAGACAAUAAAAUAAAAGCAGAGAUAAGAAGACAAGGAGGAAUACAGUUACUGGUGGACCUGUUGGAUCAUCGAAUGACAGAAGUCCACCGUAGUGCCUGUGGAGCUUUGAGAAACUUGGUGUAUGGGAAAGCAAAUGAUGACAACAAAAUUUCUCUGAAAAACUGUGGUGGUAUCCCAGCAUUAGUACGCUUGCUCCGCAAGACUACAGAUUUGGAAAUCAGAGAACUGGUCACAGGAGUUCUCUGGAAUCUAUCCUCGUGUGAUGCACUGAAAAUGCCAAUCAUCCAGGAUGCCCUUGCAGUGUUGACUAAUGCAGUGAUCAUCCCUCACUCGGGAUGGGACAACUCGCCCCUCCAGGAUGAUCACAAAAUACAGCUCCAUUCAUCACAGGUGCUGCGCAAUGCCACUGGGUGCCUAAGGAAUGUCAGCUCUGCUGGAGAGGAGGCCCGCAGAAGAAUGAGGGAGUGUGAUGGACUUACUGAUGCAUUGUUAUACGUGAUUCAGUCUGCUCUUGGGAGCAGUGAAAUUGAUAGCAAGACCGUUGAAAACUGUGUAUGCAUUUUGAGGAACCUCUCAUACAGGCUCGCUGCAGAAACGUCUCAGGGACAACAGAUGGGAACAGAUGAACUUGAUGGGUUACUGUGUGGUGAUGCUAAUGGCAAAGAUACAGAGAGUUCAGGUUGUUGGGGCAAGAAGAAGAAGAAAAAGAAAUCCCAAGAUCAGUGGGAUGGAGUAGGACCUCUUCCAGACUGUGCAGAACCACCAAAAGGAAUCCAGAUGCUGUGGCACCCUUCAAUAGUCAAACCCUACCUCACACUUCUCUCUGAGUGCUCAAAUCCAGACACACUGGAAGGAGCAGCAGGUGCACUGCAGAACUUGGCUGCAGGAAGCUGGAAGUGGUCAGUGUAUAUCCGUGCUGCCGUCCGCAAAGAAAAAGGCCUGCCGAUCCUGGUGGAGCUACUUCGAAUAGACAAUGAUCGGGUGGUAUGUGCAGUUGCUACAGCUUUACGAAACAUGGCCUUAGAUGUCAGAAAUAAGGAGCUAAUAGGCAAGUAUGCCAUGCGGGACCUGGUCCACCGACUUCCAGGAGGUAACAACAGCAACAGCUCAGCAAGCAAGGCCAUGUCGGAUGACACCGUUACUGCCAUUUGCUGCACUCUGCAUGAAGUCAUCACUAAAAACAUGGAGAAUGCCAAGGCCUUACGGGAUGCAGGAGGCAUUGAGAAGCUGGUUGGCAUUUCCAAGAGUAAAGGAGACAAGCACUCACCAAAAGUGGUGAAAGCAGCAUCUCAGGUCCUAAAUAGCAUGUGGCAGUACAGAGACCUGAGAAGUCUCUACAAGAAGCGGGCGGCCCCAGGCUUCAGAGUGGCUGAGGACAGAGGAUUUUCACCUACCCAUCAUUCUGGGUCAUGGCACGCUCAGCGUACUCUCUCGCAGAGCCAAGAAACCAGAAUCUAUUCCCAAACCCAGGAUGGAUGGUCACAGUAUCACUUUGUAGCCUCAUCUUCAACAAUAGAGAGGGAUCGGCAAAGACCAUACUCUUCAUCACGCACGCCCUCCAUCUCUCCAGUGCGCAUGUCUCCUAAUAAUCGCUCAGCAAGUGCCCCUGCCUCACCUCGGGAAAUGAUCAGUCUAAAAGAAAGGAAAACAGACUACGAAUCAACUGGAACAAAUGUCGCUUACCAUGGUAAUAAAGGAGAACACACUUCCAGGAAAGACACCAUGACAGCUCAAAAUGCUGGAAUCUCAACUUUGUACAGGAAUUCUUACGGUGCACCUGCUGAAGAUAUCAAACACAACCAGGUUUCAACACAGCCAGUUCCACAGGAGCCCAGUAGAAAAGAUUAUGAACCGUAUCAGCCGUUUCAGAAUUCGACAAGAAACUAUGAUGAGUCCUUCUUUGAGGAUCAAGUGCAUCAUCGCCCACCUGCAAGCGAAUACAACAUGCAUCUGGGACUAAAAUCCACUGGCAACUACGUCGACUUCUAUUCAGCUGCUCGUCCCUAUAGUGAACUUAACUAUGAAACAAGCCACUAUCCAGCUUCUCCAGAUUCCUGGGUUUGAGGCUUGGGCAAGACACAAAUGCUCCAGGAACUGUGCAUGUGCAUGCAUACCACAAGACAUUUUUUUCCCUGCAAAUUUAGUUUGUUAAAGCCUGUUCCAUAGGAAGGCCCUGAUAACCAGUGUGGGAAAUUUAAGAUAUUUUAGAAGGCUAAAAGAAAUGAAAGUUAAACAUGGAAGUCAUUAGAAUGAUAAAGAUAUAUAUAUAUAUAUUACAGUGUGGGACAACUUUACUGUUGGCCUAUAGAGUCUAAAACAAUGGUGCUGUACACUGAAUGUGGCUGAAGGAAGGAGGGUGAAUAUGACAGUGGAUGUGGGUCAAGAGUUAAGCACAAGACACUAAGCAGUUUACAUACUUUAUGGGGAACAGCUUCUCACACUUUGUUUGAUCUCCUUAUUCAUUGUGAAUCUAGGCUUCAAGUUGCAUUUGGGGUUUCCUCUGUACAGCAAGAUGUUUCUUGCCUUUUGUUAAUGCAUUGUUGUAAAGUAUUUGAUGUACAUUACAGACAAAAAAAACCAAGUGCAUUGUGUAUAUUACACCAAUGCCACAGUGUUUCUUCAUCUAUGGUUCUAAAUAUUGCUUCAAUUUCAAAAUUUUGAAAGAUGUAUGAAUUUCCAGUUUUUUUGUUUUCUUUUCCCCAGUGCGUUUUAACAACAACAACAAAAAGGAAUAUUUAGCAGUAUUGUUCGUUCUGAUAUGUGAAUUUGUUUGUGGCAACUAAAAAAAAAAGGCAUUCAGCAGUUUCUGACAAUUAACAUUCAUCAUUCCACUCUCCUUGUCAACAAAGUGCUUUUUCACUGCCUAAAAUUUUAGAUGUAGAUAUUUGAAAUAGAUUUUUCAUUUAUACCAGUUUUCUUUAUGAUGAUACAGUGUUAAAAGAAAAUAAAUUACAAUUGAUCUGUCAUCCAUAUUUGCUAAGAAUGUCUAUUUCCAAGCACCUAUCAUAAAAAUACACAUUCUUGCUUGUGUGUGUCCAUGUAUGCAUAAUAUUCUGUGUGUGUGUGUGUGUGUGUGUGUGGUAUAAGAGUUAUUUUCAUCUGCUGUUCUCCUUGUUCAAGCUUAAAUUUUUUUACAGUGGAAACUCCAGUAUGUAUUUUUCCUCAUCCACUAUUGAUAGUGAGUCAAAAUAUUAGGACAGUUCCAAGUGGAGUUAUAGGGUUUUAACCCAUUCCUUCAUUCUUAGAUGCCAUUCCCUUCAAGAGCCCAUCCCUCAAUCUUGUUACCAUGAAGAAAAAUCUCAACCUAGUCUGUAUUGCCAUCCUAGGACCACCCACUAGCAAGUGCUACAGGCAGAAGUAGCAUAAUCUCUUCAUGCUCCUGAGGGAGAGAGAACGUCAAAGCACAACAGGCUAGCACGGUUGGUUCUUAAAUCUGGACAAGGACCCAGCACUGAGAUACUGGCACAGACAUUUUUCUUUUAAUCAUAGCAAAAAUAUUCAUUAGGUAUAAAAAACAUUGACCAUUUCUGUACAUUUAAAAACUCAGAUAAAAAAUGGAACUGAUAAGAGCUAGAAUGAGCUUUUUUUAUUAUUUUUUUCCCCCAAAAUGUGGAGAAAUGAACGGAGAUACUUUUAUCUUCAUUCAUCUACAGCUUGGAAGUAAAAAAAUUUGAAUCCACAAUAUACAGUAUUCAUAUCAUUCAACUAACUGCAAUGCACAGUCUUGACACAACUAGAUCCAAUACAAAUGAAACGUUUGUAAAUUAGUGAAGCUUCAGCACAUAGUUUGGUUUAGGGAUACAAACAUUUCUGUGAUUACUCAUUGUAAUAGUCUCAGCAUUGCCUGAAUUAUACCCCAGAGGCAGGAAAAACUUUCUCAAAUCCUUAUCUGUAUUACAGAGCAAAAAUAGUACAGGUCACUGGGGCAAGUGUUGUGAUGUAGACAUGGUUUAUCAGUAAUCUAGCACUGUAGUUGAAUCUUUCUGACAAAUCUUCCCAGUGUAUGAUAAGCAACCUUAGCUCUUCUUUGUAGUAAACAGGAAAAAUUGCAUGGAAAAAAAAGGAAGGAGGGGCACCGUAGGCCAAAUGUAUAUUGAGGUAGCUACAAAUAUUAUUCAUAAUUUUGGACACAGGCUGUUUAUAUUUUCUUUAUUAAGUGGAUGUUAAAAAGAUAAGUGACAUUUGCAGCACUCUUCUGAACAAAGCACAUUUUCAGUAUAAAGAAAAUUAAAAAAAAAAAAGCAACAUCACUCACAACUUGAAGUUCACCCUGAUUGACUAUGCCCAUCAGAUUCAUGCAUUUCUCCUGUUACAGGCGUGCACAUAGGCCUAAGGGAGCUUGGAGUCUGCAUAAUGCAGAAAGUUGUAAGUUUUGUUUAUACAGAUUCUUUGAGCUAGUAAAAUGCCCAUGUUGUCUCCUCUAGGAUCUCUUAACCAUGAGGCUAAUCAAAAUGCUGACCAUUUGUCAAGUGAGAGAUAUUGGAUUAAAGGCACAAAGUGGCAUGAAACUCUUUCUGUCUAUGUUCCUCCCCUCACCCCCUUUAUUCCAUUCUUCUCCAGUGGCAAGUACUCAGAAUAGGGACUUUCUUUCUUGCUGUAUUGAGUCUUGGGAAGGUGCUGAAUUUCCUGGCUUCUUUCCAGCCCUGGCAAUCCAGUGCCAUCUCCCAGGCCAGGCAGGAGAUGUAAAAUUUUCUCUUUUUAAUAUUGGGGAAAAUAUGACCACCUACUGCUGCUCCCUUCAGCCUUGUAACAGACCACAAAACACAGAGAGCGAGAAAUGUUCCAAAAAUGUAUAAACUGCAUUUGAUGUACUGUAAAAUGUUGGACUUUUUUAAACAAGCUUCUUAUUAGAAUCUUGAUUAGCUGUGUAGAUCUAUAUAAAUCUAAAUGUUUUAUUAAAAUGUUGUUUAUGGUCUGGAA